AGUAAAUUGAGUGCAAGUGUGCAAAAAGUUUGAAUCGAUUGAGUUUUUUAGUGACAAAAUCUAUUUGUUAUGAAUGUUUCAAAACACGUGGCAAUCAAUCGGUGUUUGAUUUGAUUGUGAUUUGCGUUUAAAUUUAGGCAACUUUUGUGUGAAUUGCUUAACAAAUGGACGGUUUAGUCAAACAGUUGGUCUCGUUUUACGCCAAGAACUCGACUCUUGUGGCCGUAAUUGUGGCCAUAAUUGCCGUUUUGAUCACUACUCUAAUUUAUUUCCUGUUUUCGCGUAAAUCGUCGCGAAAUGCCAUCCUUUUGGUCGGUCUCUCAGACGCCGGCAAAACAGUGCUCUUCACACAAUUAAUCACCAAAAAGUUUGUGUCUUCAGUGACUUCGAUGAAAGAGAUGUCAAACACAUUGAAACUGACGUCCAAUAAGAGCAUUGAAUUGAUUGAUUCGCCGGGUUUUGAGCGCUUGAGGAGUAAGUAUUGGGACGACUAUAAGACGCGGGCGAAGGGCGUCCUCUUUGUCAUCGACAGCACAGACUUCGCCAGUAGUGGCAAAGAUGUUGCGGAUCUGCUCUACAAUUAUCUGGCGGACCCAUUGGUGGCCACAAACGCCAUACCAUUCCUCAUCGCCUGCACUAAACAGGACGAGACGAGAGCCAAGUCCUCGAAAGUGCUUCAGAAACAACUCGAAAGAGAAAUUACUGCCAUCCGUGAGACCCGUUCGGGUGCUCUCGGCUCUACCGGUGAUGACGAGACCGGUCGAGCGAUUCUCGGAAAACUAGACAAAGAGUUUUCAUUCAGUGAUAUUAAAAAUACGGUUGAUUUCGUCGACUGUUCUGCCGCUGAAAACAAGACUCAAUUGGAUUCAGUGAUCAAUUGGAUCAAAAGCGUCGCUUAAGAACUGGAUUUUGCACUCAAGCCAUAUAUUAAUCCAUUUAAAUGUACAGUAUUUUUGUCUCAAUUAAUAUAUUGUUAAAAAUUGGUGUUUUAAUAAAUAAAUUUCAACACAUAA
Molecule: messenger RNA, 1013 nt
Organism: Medioppia subpectinata
Lineage: Eukaryota; Metazoa; Arthropoda; Arachnida; Sarcoptiformes; Oppiidae
Source: the annotation of a GenBank genome assembly